UUAUGAGAAACCACAAAGAAAAUGCAUAUGUGGACCUAAAUGAGUUUGCUAAUAUUCACAAUAACCUGAAAUCUCCUAUUCAUCUGAUCUUCCAUUUUGAUCAUUUGUCACCUCCGCAAACUGAACUUCCUCAAAUUCUUCAAUGGGAAAAAACGAUCACGACUGCUGCCCAUUUUUAUUUCCCUCCGCUGCCUAUGGCUCUCCAUCUCCGUCUCCGUCAUCAACACCGUCAUCAGAACCUUCAUCGCCGUCGACAUCCGAUUCCUACACUCUCUCUUCCUCUCAUUUUUCCCGUCGUUCUUCGCCCAGUGUUAAUUCGGAUCCUUUCGUAUAUCCUUCGGCAGACUGGGGAACUCAGAAUUAUUUAGUUAAUAAUAAUAAUUACAAUCUCAUUGAAGAAGACUGCGAAGCCAGCAGUAUUAUCAAGUCUUUACAGUGUGUAUCCAUAGGUCUACCAAAGACCAAAACGAAGCAAGAAAUAGUAGACAGAGAAGGCAUGAACAUGGAGACUGAAUUAUUCAUAAGUUCACCCGAAGCAAGAACGAAGCAAGAAAUAGCAGACAAAAGAAUGAAUAUGGAGACUGAAUUGUUCAUAGGUUCACCCGAAGCAAGAACGAAGCAAGAAAUAGCAGACAGAAAAAGCAUGAAUGUGAAGACUAAAUUGUUCGUAGGUUCACCCGAGGCAAGAACGAAGCAAGAAAUAGCAGACAGAGAAAGAAUGAUUCUGGAGACUGAAUUGUUCAUAGGUCCACCCUAAGCAAUAAUUUAAGUAAGAAAUAGCAGAUACAGAAAUCAUGAAUGUGCGGAGAUUAAAUUAAGGUUUAAUCACCAAAAAAACCCUCACUUUGUAUCCCUUUUUCAGUUGUACCCUAACGUUGCAAUUUUGUCAUUUGCACCAUAAUUUGCAUUUUUGGGUUUCAAUUCCACCCUCAAAAUUAAAUUAGACUUUUUUCACUCGGAAAAAAUUCAUAAAAACCCUUAUAAAGUACUCGUUUGAACUCUUUUCCACAUAAAAAGUUAAAAUUAAAUGACUUAUUUUAACUUUUUUCAAAUGAAAAAGAGAUCAAUUUAGUACUUGAGGGUGGAAUUGAAAACCAAAGGUGCGAAUUAGGGUGCAACUGACAAAAUUGCAACGUCAGG
Messenger RNA from Mercurialis annua (annual mercury), 1140 nucleotides. RefSeq lists its product as uncharacterized. Bases 143 to 757 code for a protein of 204 amino acids. Lineage: Eukaryota; Viridiplantae; Streptophyta; Magnoliopsida; Malpighiales; Euphorbiaceae. The transcript is spliced from 2 exons. The record is from RefSeq and is a predicted model, not a curated record.